This is a messenger RNA of Cooperia oncophora, 1524 nucleotides long. NCBI's taxonomy places the organism in Eukaryota, Metazoa, Nematoda, Chromadorea, Rhabditida, Trichostrongylidae. The record is from the annotation of a GenBank genome assembly.
UUGACAUGGAUAAAAGACGGCGUUGAACUGGAAAAAUCAGCCGAUUCCAAUGUAAUCUACGGUAACGAUGGCAGUUUAAUCAUCUCUGCAGCAAGGCUUAGCGAUUCGGGUAAUUACACCUGUGAAGCGGUCAACAUUGCCAAUCGACGAACGACGGAUCCUGCAACUCUCAGUGUCUACGGUGGGUAUUUGCUUAUUCAGCGGUUUUACACAGGCUUGGGAACCUGUACAGCGCAAUAUAUAACCACCAAGGUGGAAUCAUCCGGAAAGCCGAUUUCUUAUUUCGAAGACCCAGUAACCCCUCGGAUUGCUGCUUAUGUAACACCAUACGGUAUACCUUAUGAGGUCGUCAAAUUGGUGAACAACUUCAUGAUUGCCAUGAAUGUUGACGGUACAGCUACAGAGAAAGAUAUUUGCCAGUUUGUGAACGGCUGCAUUAAACGAUACUUUGCUACUCCGUUGUGGCCACUCGGAAAAGCCGAUGACAGUCAAAGCAAAUGUCCAGAGGAGGCUCAGGGUAGACCAGUAUAUGCAGUACGCGUGCCGGGAGCCCCAACGAAUAGUGCUCUCGAGGAAGAACAAUGUCAGAACACGAAGAAUUCCACUAAUGGAAAGACCUCGUGCGUGCGCUCUUCGGAUGCAGCUUAUCUCAGCUCGCUCAACAAGCUCAAUAGCCAUCUCACUCCAUAUAUGAACGGCAAUAGGAGUGGAAGCGAGCCUGCCAACAAGAUCGCGAACUCUAUUCACGAAUUCAGCGCGAGUUUGGACUCCAUCGGAAAGACCGAGCCAACUGUGGCCAGCAAGUAUUAUCUUGUCCAAGGAGAAAUGCUGAUGAGGUUGUUCCGAUUCUGCCCGGAAUGUGGAAAUAAGUUGAAGCGAAGUCGGCUGAGUGCAGUGGGUACAGCAGCCAUUGUGCGGUAUGUCUGCCCUUCUUGCUCACAGCGUGCUCCACAAAUCAAGCAUUGGGUUGGCCAACGUCAUUUCGUGCAACACAAUCGAGAGAAGUCUUUCAAAGGAAACGUUGCCGCAUCGGUAGCGGCGAUCACUACGGGUCUACGAUACGUUGAGCUCCAGCGAUGGGCAGAACUAGCGAGCAUGAGUUUCUUCCGACAAACUUUCUUCUGGAAGGCGUUUGAUUGGACCAAAAGAACCAUGGCUGGUGUUUAUCGUCUACAACAAGAGCAAUGGUUGAAAACUGUUCGACUCUUCUAUGAGAAAGGAGAAGGACUUCAACUCAGUGUGGAUACAUCAUUCAAGAAAUGCCGCGAUUGUGGACGAGUCAAUGAAACAAUUUUCAGUGAUAUAAACCUGAUGGUCAGACGAAGAUGGGGCACUUCCUUCAGCGACUUAUCUAACAAUAAGUUGUUUAUUUCCUCUUUGACGACACAGUGCUCUACCAAAUAUGACACUCUAUUCGACCAAAUGGAGAUGAGAAACGAUCGUUUUCGUCACUACUACUACCGAAAUGAACUGGUUAGAUGGCUGGACGGGCAGCUUCGGAAGGUGAAAUAUUGUUUGUCAUGA